AUGGGGAAAGAGAAUGUCGUAUCAGAGAACAUGAAGCUUCUUCUAGCAUUGCUCGCUCUUCAGUUCUGCUUUGCAGGAUUUCACAUUGUGUCUAGGGUUGCACUCAACAUUGGCAUCAGCAAAGUCGUUUAUCCUGUUUACAGGAACAUCAUCGCCUUGAUUUUGUUGGGCCCUUCCGCUUAUUUCUUGGAAAAGAAGGACAGACCACCUCUUACUUUCUCUUUGCUGGUUCAGUUCUUUCUUCUUGCGCUGUUAGGGAUAACUGCAAACCAAGGAUUUUAUCUAUUGGGCCUGUAUUAUGCAUCACCUACCUUUGCCUCGGCAAUGCAAAAUUCUGUUCCUGCGAUAACGUUUGUCAUGGCUUCUGCUUUAAGACUCGAACAAGUUCAUAUUGCUAGAAGGGAUGGCUUGGCGAAAGUUGUAGGAACAAUUGCUAGUGUUGGGGGUGCCACAACCAUCACUCUCUACAAAGGCCUUCCUCUUUUGCACCAGAAGCUGACACAAGGCAACAUAGCCGAAGAAGACACGACUGUGACGCUAAUCCAGAAUUGGACAUGGGGUUGCAUAUACUUGCUCGGGCACUGCUUAUCAUGGGCUGGUUGGAUGGUUCUUCAGGCUCCAGUCUUGAAGAAGUACCCAGCAAAACUCACUCUCACAUCAUUUACUUGUUUCUUCGGGUUGAUCCAGUUCUUGGUCAUAGCAGUGUUCAUGGAAACCGACACCGAGCGCUGGAAAAUCCAGUCUGGAGAGGAGCUGUUUACGAUUCUCUACGCGGGAAUUGUUGCUUCUGCAGUAGUCCUCUCUCUGCAGACCUGGUGCAUCCACAAAGGAGGUCCCGUCUUUGUUGCCGUUUUCCAGCCUGUGCAGACGCUUCUAGUCGCUGUCAUGGCUAUCUUCACUUUCGGGGAUCAACUCUACUCUGGAAGGCUUCUUGGAGCGGUUCUGAUUUCGUUAGGGCUUUACUCGGUUCUAUGGGGCAAAACGGAGGAGAGAAAGAUGGAAGUCCAACAUAAGGAAGGGACACUAACAAAGCAUCUCCUCGAAGCUGCUGCCACGGAGGACGGAAGAAGUCAAGUGGCCUCAGAUAUACCUUGAGCUGCCUUCUAAUCGUAUACACAGUCAAUAAAUUUGGUAAACUGACUUGAAGUCGGUAACUAAUAGCAUCUCUAAGGGAGAAUUCCAGUCCCUCUAGUAGAGCGAAAUGUCUAGUUUACUGUAAAUCUGACAAAACUAUCCUUUUUCAAGAUUCUGAAAUUGAUGGUCGAGAUCGGCUGUUGUCAUGUUAAUGCAUUUGCUGAAGGGCAAUUUU
This is a messenger RNA of Eucalyptus grandis, 1309 nucleotides long. RefSeq names its product WAT1-related protein At3g18200. Gene Ontology annotation, cellular component: plasma membrane. The coding region runs from base 1 to 1095 and encodes 364 amino acids. Lineage: Eukaryota; Viridiplantae; Streptophyta; Magnoliopsida; Myrtales; Myrtaceae. Gene Ontology annotation, molecular function: transmembrane transporter activity. The record is from RefSeq and is a predicted model, not a curated record. The transcript has 7 exons.